CAUUCCUACAAUAUGUUACAUAAUUUCACAGAUAGCACUUGUAUAUACCAAAGUAAGAGAACAUAAACAUAAACAACCAACAAGAAAGGAUCGAGAGUAGAGAAGAAGAUGAAGAUGUUGCAAUUGCAACCACCACAGUCCUAUACAACUACAAACCCAUUUUCAGUCCCAACUCACUCUUUCAUCAUCAACACUCCCAAAAAAUCCAUUUUUUUACGUCGCGUGGGUCCCACUUUCUCCCUCACAUGUCACCACCCUGAGCUUUUCCAUCCCAAACCAUUCCCUCCGCCUCAACGCCCUCAAUCUUCUUCUUCUUCUUUCUCCUCUUCAGUUGGAGAAUUACCAGCAAGGGUUCAUGUUAGUCGUUCAGUUUACAAAGGGAAAGCUGUGCUCGUUGUGUCUCCUGUACUUCCAAAAUUCACUUCAUCGGAUUCAGGGACAUUCAAGAUAUCUAAAGAAGGUUUGAUGUUGCUACAGUUUGUUCCUUCUGCCGGUUUUCGCCAAUAUGAUUGGAACAGAAAGCAGGUGUUUUCACUAUCUGUGGAUGAAAUGGGAAAUCUAAUUAAUCUUGGUGCAAGGGAGUCUUGUGAAAUUUUUCACGAUCCUUUUAUGGGAAGAAGUGAUGAAGGUAAAGUGAGAAAAGUUUUAAAGGUGGAGCCACUUCACGACGGUUCCGGUCACAUGUUUAAACUAAGUGUCCAAAACCAGCUCAAGAACAUCGAUGAGAACAUAUUUAUCCCUGUCACAAAAGCGGAAUUUGCAGUUUUCAAUUCACUUUUCAGUUUUAUCAUGCCAUAUCUCUUAGGUUGGAAUGCCUUUGCCGACUCCAUAAAGCCAGAAGUAAAUAUUGCAAACCCAAGAAGAAGAGAAGAAGACUUUGAAUGGAACAGAUAGGGUGAUCUGCAGUAUUAAUGACCAUAGAAAGUUACAAUACACCAUCUUGUAUGAUCUUAUUAACUUUAGAAUGUGUUAAAUUAAAUCACCUCAUUUUGAGAAGUAUCAUUAUUGGUGCACAUUUUUUAAUUCAA
Messenger RNA from Medicago truncatula (barrel medic), 1028 nucleotides. RefSeq names its product single-stranded DNA-binding protein WHY1, chloroplastic. Bases 109 to 894 code for a protein of 261 amino acids. The record is from RefSeq and is a predicted model, not a curated record. The transcript is spliced from 7 exons. NCBI's taxonomy places the organism in Eukaryota, Viridiplantae, Streptophyta, Magnoliopsida, Fabales, Fabaceae. Gene Ontology annotation, molecular function: single-stranded DNA binding. Gene Ontology annotation, biological process: regulation of DNA-templated transcription; defense response.